GCAGCGCACUAUGCUGCUCGGGUGGGCGUCCCUGUUGUUGUGCGUGUUCCGCCUGCCCCCGGCCGCCGCCAGUCCCGCCGCGGCACCUGCCCAGGAUAAAGCCGGGCAGCCUCCGGUUGCUGCAGUGGCCACCCAGCCCCGCAGGCGGCAGGGGGAGGAGGCACAGGAGCUGGUCGAGCCUCUGGGCCACCCUCUCCCCCUGAAGCCGCAGCGCAGGAGCAGCGGGCUCGUACAGAAUAUCGACCAACUGUACUCUGGAGGUGGCAAGGUGGGCUACCUCGUCUACGCGGGCGGCCGAAGAUUCCUGCUGGACCUGGAGAGGGAUGAUUCGGUGGGCACUGCUGGCUUCGUUCCCGCAGGAGGCGGGCUGAACGCACUCCGGCGCCACCGGGGCCACUGCUUUUACAGAGGCACGGUGGACGGCAGCCCUCGCUCCCUGGCUGUCUUUGACCUCUGCGGGGGUCUCGACGGCUUCUUCGCAGUCAAGCACGCGCGCUACCGCUUAAAGCCACUAUUGCGCGAGCCCUGGGCGGAAGCAGAAACUGAGCGAGUGUACAGGGAUGGGUCUUCGCGGAUCCUGCACCUCUACACCCGCGAGGGCUUCAGCUUCGAGGCCCUGCAGCCACGCGCCAGCUGUGAGACCCCCGCGUCCCCGCCGGGGUCCCACGAGCGCCCCCCGGCGCACAAUAAUCCGGGCCGACGCGCAGCUCCGGCCCCACAGCUCCCAGACCACUCAACUCUCUUGCCUGCCGGGGGUACCGGACCUCAGAUUUGGUGGCGGCGGAGACGCCGCUCCAUCUCCCGGGCCCGCCAGGUGGAGCUGCUCCUGGUGGCUGAUGCCUCCAUGGCACGGAUGUAUGGACGGGGCCUGCAGCAUUACCUGUUGACCCUGGCCUCCAUCGCCAACCGGCUUUACAGCCAUGCCAGCAUCGAAAACCACAUCCGCUUGGCGGUGGUGAAGGUGGUGGUGCUGGGCGACAAGGACAAGAGCCUAGAAGUGAGCAAGAACGCAGCUACCACUCUCAAAAACUUUUGCAAAUGGCAGCACCAACACAAUCAGCUGGGAGAUGACCACGAGGAGCACUACGAUGCGGCCAUCCUAUUUACUCGGGAGGAUUUAUGUGGGCAUCAUUCAUGUGACACCCUGGGAAUGGCAGACGUUGGAACCAUAUGUUCUCCGGAGCGCAGCUGUGCUGUGAUCGAAGAUGAUGGCCUCCACGCAGCUUUCACCGUAGCUCAUGAAAUUGGACAUCUACUUGGCCUCUCCCAUGAUGAUUCUAAAUUUUGUGAAGAGAACUUUGGUUCAACAGAAGAUAAGCGCUUAAUGUCUUCCAUCCUAACCAGCAUCGAUGCAUCUAAGCCCUGGUCCAAAUGCACCUCAGCCACCAUCACAGAAUUCCUGGAUGAUGGACAUGGCAACUGUUUGCUUGACCUCCCACGAAAGCAGAUCCUGGGCCCUGAAGAGCUCCCAGGACAGACCUAUGAUGCCACCCAGCAGUGCAACCUGACAUUCGGGCCUGAGUACUCCGUGUGCCCUGGCAUGGACGUGUGUGCCCGUCUGUGGUGUGCCGUGGUGCGCCAGGGUCAGAUGGUGUGCUUGACCAAGAAGUUGCCUGCUGUGGAAGGGACACCCUGUGGGAAGGGGAGAAUCUGCCUACAAGGCAAGUGUGUGGACAAAACCAAGAAAAAAUACUACUCGACAUCAAGCCAUGGCAACUGGGGAUCCUGGGGGCCCUGGGGCCAAUGUUCUCGCUCAUGUGGGGGAGGAGUACAGUUUGCUUAUCGCCACUGCAACAACCCUGCACCCAGAAACAGUGGCCGCUACUGCACAGGAAAGAGGGCCAUCUACCGCUCUUGCAAUGUCGUGCCUUGCCCACCUAAUGGUAAAUCUUUUCGUCAUGAGCAGUGUGAGGCCAAAAAUGGCUAUCAGUCUGAUGCAAAAGGAGUCAAAACCUUUGUGGAGUGGGUUCCCAAAUAUGCAGGUGUCCUGCCAGCAGACGUGUGCAAACUGACCUGCAGAGCCAAGGGCACUGGCUACUAUGUGGUCUUCUCCCCAAAGGUGACUGAUGGAACUGAGUGCCGGCCAUAUAGCAAUUCUGUCUGCGUCCGAGGAAGGUGUGUGCGAACUGGCUGUGAUGGUAUCAUUGGCUCAAAGCUGCAGUAUGACAAGUGUGGAGUGUGCGGAGGAGACAACUCCAGUUGUACAAAGGUUAUUGGAACCUUCAAUAAAAAAAGUAAGGGUUACACUGACGUUGUGAGGAUCCCUGAAGGGGCAACCCACAUAAAAGUCCGACAAUUCAAAGCCAAAGACCAGACUAGAUUCACUGCCUACUGCCUGAAGAAGAAAAACGGUGAGUACCUUAUAAAUGGAAAGUACAUGAUCUCCACUUCCGAGACCAUCAUCGACAUCAAUGGGACAGUCAUGAACUACAGUGGGUGGAGCCACAGGGAUGACUUCCUGCAUGGUAUGGGCUACUCAGCCACAAAGGAAAUUCUGAUAGUACAGAUUCUCGCCACAGACCCAACUAAAGCAUUAGAUGUCCGUUAUAGUUUUUUUGUUCCCAAGAAGUCCACGCAAAAAGUAAACUCUGUCACUAGCCACAGCAGCAACAAAGUGGGAUCACACACACCACAGCUGCAGUGGGUGACAGGCCCAUGGCUCGCCUGUUCCAGGACCUGUGACACAGGCUGGCACACCAGGACAGUGCAGUGCCAGGACGGAAAUCGGAAGUUAGCAAAGGGAUGUCUUCUCUCACAGAGGCCUUCUGCCUUUAAGCAAUGUUUGCUGAAGAAAUGUUAGCCUGUGGCUACGUAUGCUGUUAUGCACAAAGAUGACUGGAGGAUCCAUGCCAGAUACAGUGGUGAUGAACAAGAGGUCCACCCAAUGCACAGAAAGUCAUACUUCAAUAUCAUUGUCUCCAGGAGUCAAAUUAUGGGCAGAAUCUGCUCUCUGUGACCAAAAGAUGUACACUGCUUCAUGUGAUAGUGGUGACCUUGGAACAUACAAAAACCUGGGAGUUAUUAUCGAACAUCCCCUGGGCCUACGAAAAUGAGAGAAACACUGAUGAAUGUAGAAUCCGGGGACAUUUAAAGAUGGAAAAACAAUCUCCCCCUUGUCACCUACCUCUUACAGAAUGUCUUCAAAGGCAUCAUAAUCACUUUCACCCAUGAUACACAGUUCCUUAUUUUUACUGUUUGUAAAUACAUUCUCCCUUGGUAUGUCACUUUAUAUCACAUGGUUCUAUUAAAAUAUAUAUACAUAUAUAUAUAUAUAUUUCUAUAAAAAAAAGUGUUUGACCAAAGUAGAUCUGCAGCUAUUUCAACUCCUAGUUUCCAGAAAGAGCUGUGGAUGUUUUACUGGAAAUGAAGAACUUGCUGCUGUUUUAAUAAGAUUUUCUGACUACAGUAGAUAAAAUUUUAGUCCAAAACCAUAUUGACAGCAAGCAUCUUUUAAGAAAUUCUGAAAAUUAAAAGGAUCUCAGUGUGUCUGGUCAUGUAAACACAUACACAGGAUCCUUUACUUAAGUCUCUGUAUGUUUUUCAGGCAGCCAACCAAAUUAAUGUAUAAUUAGGACACACAAAUAGUGUUUGCCUGUGUGUAUGUGAUCCGUUUUCAAGAAUCUAAAAAUUUGUUUGCUCAUAUUAGAAUUUAAAAGAAAAGAAAUGACACUGUGUUUUCAACUUAUAUUUUCACAACUGCUUUCUCUUUCUAUGGCUCCCAUCUGACAUCUCACAAUGGGUCAUAUACGUUUAGAACACACAGCAUAGUUUUCUAUCCUGUCCAACUACUUCAAUACUGGUGUACCUCUUACCGGCAAGCCUUUAAAAUGUGUUUGCUUUUGUUUGUUUUGUUCAAGGGUUCUGAAAGAGCAAUGUUUUGUACUUCUUAUUGUCUUGGUUUAAUAGGAAUAUUAGAGAUCACUUGGUAAUGAGCCACUCUAGGAGGGGCAAUCAUCGUUAGUGUGGUUAAAGCAAAAUCACAGUGGCUAACAUUAAUAAGACUGUUUCCACACCACAGGCAAUAAUUUCUUAAUUUUUCAAAAAUAAGAAUAUUCCUACUGUAUUAAAGAUUUUUCCCAAUUGGAAUGUGUUUGGUUGUACCAGUAAGUGUUUAAGUGACAAAAAUAUGAUGAUUUUCAAUAAGUUUGAUGUUUUUGUUUUCAUAGCCUAAGUAGGUUAUAAGAUUAAAUAGUUAGACAUUGAAAAUAUUUUAUACUCAUACAAAUAAAAGACUCUUUUUAGACUGUAA
Messenger RNA from Castor canadensis (American beaver), 4249 nucleotides. It is a transcript of the gene Adamts5, whose product is annotated as ADAM metallopeptidase with thrombospondin type 1 motif 5. Gene Ontology annotation, molecular function: metalloendopeptidase activity; zinc ion binding. The record is from RefSeq and is a predicted model, not a curated record. Gene Ontology annotation, biological process: extracellular matrix organization; proteolysis. NCBI's taxonomy places the organism in Eukaryota, Metazoa, Chordata, Mammalia, Rodentia, Castoridae.